UUUUGUCAUUUCUGAAAUAACCUUUUAUUAAAUUUGAGAAACACAAGCAAACCACAUUGAACAUUGUUUUAUCAAAAACUCUAUCACCAUGGGAGAAGUUGACCCAGCUUUCGUUCAAGACCAACAACACAGACCAAAACUCUCCAUCAUCCAAGCCGAAGGAAUUCCCCAAAUUGACCUUACUCCUAUACUCCAACAUGAACUUCCCAAUCCAUCUACAAUUGAUACCUUAGUGAAGGAGAUUGGAAGUGCAAGUAGAGAGUGGGGUUUUUUUCAAGUCAUAAACCAUGGGGUACCCCUUAGUCUUAGGCAGAAGCUUGAGGAAGCUUCUAGAAAGUUCUUUGCUCAGAGUUUGGAAGAUAAGAAGAAGGUUGGAAGAGAUGAGAUCAAUCCAACUGGUUAUUAUGAUACAGAGCAUACCAAGAAUGUUAGAGACUGGAAAGAAGUUUUUGAUUUUCUUUCUAAAGAUCCUACUUUUGUUCCUCUCACUUCUGAUGAAGAUGAUGAUCGAGUUAUUCAAUGGUCUAAUCCAUCCCCUCAAUACCCUCCACAAUUCAGAGAUAUAAUUGAAGAGUAUAUUGAAGAGAUGGAAAAGUUGGCAUAUAAGUUGUUGGAACUCAUAGCAUUGAGCUUAGGAGUUGAAGCAAAGAGGUUUGAAGAAUUCUUCAAGGAUCAAACUAGUUUUAUUAGAUUCAAUCACUAUCCUCCAUGCCCUUACCCUCACCUAGCUCUUGGCGUUGGACGACACAAGGAUGCUGGUGCCUUAACCAUUCUUGCCCAAGAUGAUGUUGGAGGUCUUGAAGUGAAGCGUAAAACAGAUCAAGAGUGGGUUCUUGUGAAACCAACCCCAAAUGCUUAUAUUAUCAACGUUGGUGAUAUCAUUCAGGUUUGGAGUAAUGAUGCCUAUGAGAGUGUGGAACAUAGAGUGAUGGUGAACUCUGAGAAAGAAAGGUUUUCAAUUCCUUUCUUUUUCUUCCCUGCACAUGACACUGAAGUCAAACCAUUGGAGGAGCUGAUAAAUGAGGAAAACCCUUCAAGAUAUAAACCAUACAAUUGGGGCAAGUUUCUUGUUAACAGAAAGAGCAGCAAUUUCCAGAAAAAGAAUGUGGAGAACAUUCAAAUUUAUCAUUAUAAGAUAUAAGAUAGCUUAUAAAACAAGUAUCACUUAGCUUGUACAUGUAAAUAAAUUGGGUAUAUUUGAAUAAUAUGUUGCAGCAGAUUGAUCCAAGGCAAUGUUUCCUAUGCGUGAGACUAGUGUGUGUAUUGGGUAUUAUUAUUUUGUAGGCAAGUGUACCCGAAAAACAUCUAUAGUGUUCAUCUCAAAAAUUAAAAUUAGUCACACUAGCCUUCAAUUUUACUGUUUAA
Molecule: messenger RNA, 1365 nt
Organism: Cicer arietinum (chickpea)
Lineage: Eukaryota; Viridiplantae; Streptophyta; Magnoliopsida; Fabales; Fabaceae
Product: protein LATERAL BRANCHING OXIDOREDUCTASE 1-like
Source: RefSeq, a predicted model, not a curated record